AAGAGUUACAACAUUGGACUUUCAAUGAGGACCGACAAAUAUAGCAUCUCUGCUCGUUUAUUUAAGCGGCAGCUAAUAAGUAGCGGUACGUAGGGUCGUGUUAGGAUGUUACAUACUUUAACUGUACAGUUACGCAAAUAAUAGUUUGCGUUGUUGUUGCACUUUUACGUUAUGGCGAAAAAAGUGACUCACGAAGUACAUUCAUUCAUGAACAUUAAGUACAGCUAUUUAUCCGUGAUAAUGUGAAACAUAAUUAGUGUUUGAUUUGGAGCGCUAUGUGUAGGAAGUAUAUAAUUCCCGUUGCUGUUCGCCGAUACAUAAUUCUCGAGCCUGAUAGCGAAUGACAGGACAGAUGCAUUCAUAGGUGUGAGUAAUCCUGAUGUUGAGUGAUCAUCGGCUUGCUAUUGGACUACUUGGAACUUGGACAACUAUAACUUUUUAACACUUUGUGGAUACAGUUGGAGUGUACUUCUUACGCUUAAAUUCAUGAAAACAAGUGAACCGUGUUCAGACGAGAAUAAAUGUUUAUUUUAAAAAAUUGAAGUUAAUGUACUUGUCCUACAGUGACGGAAAAUAUUAAGGAAAUGAUGCAGCAGCUGUAUCAGACGCUACCCGAUGACAGACCUAUUACAAGUAUUCAGAUAGUUGAGGAUGCAGACAAGUGUCCUCCUGGUUUUACUGUUGUAUCGAGAACACAUGAUCAGGAUUCCGAUGCAGAUUUAUGGAGAGAAGCAAAGGUAUUUGGUCGCAAGGUUACUCGUUAUGUGUGUCACUCGAAGACAGAAGGCAUUGCUGAUUAUAUUGUCGAAUCUGUACUCAUUAUCAACGAGAGAGAAGUCCCACCAGAUGGUUACUCUGUCUUGACAAGAACGGCUGAUACAGAUCAACGAGCUUGGAGAAAGCGGCAGCUGUGCUACAGGCUUGCUAAGCAGACACAAGCAAAAACGGCAGUCACUGAUAUUAUUGUGUUAAGCAGGCUGAAAAAAGCACCAGAUGGGUUUUCACUGGCAGGGGAUAUAAAUGGAAUGACCGUUUGUUUUAAAAUGAGGUUCGGGCUUACUCAAGAAAUUAAUAAAGUGCCUACAGCUGAUCUUUUUCUAAGUUUAAAUGCCGGACAUGCUGUGCAAGCAGAUUUGAACUCACACUCGGCAGGAUACCCAUUACUGCCUCAAAAGCCACUGACAAAUAAUGUACCAUAUCCAGUUGCACCUAAGCCAGCUUCUGGAGAGGAUUCUCCUCAUGAAUAUGAGAGACUGAUAAAUCUAAGGCCUUCCAGACCAGCUCCUAAACCUCCAGGUGGUACUAAUUCAGAUGGUACCAAUUAUGCAACUCUUUCUGCAUACCAAGGUUUGGAAGGUGUGCCUUUUGUACUGAAUCCAGGAUUUAACAACAUUUCAUUUAUGCAGUCGAUUCCUAGCAUCAAAGCGAAGACCAGAUAUCAGCUGGAUCAGGAGUUUGAUUAUGACUUCAGAAUUGAGAGGCAAACAUAACUGCAUGAAGAACUUAUUUUUGGAGUGGUCAGUAUAUAUAUGAUGUAUCUGUUCCUUACAUAUCUAACAAAUGCUGUGGAGCCUCAAAGAACAAAUACCGUAUGACACUAAGUUGAUCCUAAGACUGGUCUAUUUUAAAGUGUGCUAAUGGGACUUUUAUAGGUACUCCCUGCUGUGCACUUUGGAUUUCACUUGUGAGAAGAUUGACUGAACUUAAUGUAUAUUGGUAUAGGGCAUUAUAAUUGUGUAUUGUAAUUGCAUUUAAAUAAUCCAAGUAAGAUUGUUGCAUUACUGGUUUUUGGUUUUGAUUAUGAAGAUAACAGUGAAAAAUGUAUUUUUUUUUUUUUUUUUUUCAGAGGUGAUUUAAGAAUAAUGUUCAAUUUAUGUAGCCGAGCUCUACAUGUGCUAUAAAAGUAAUGAUGCCUCAGGUAUAUUUUAGAUUGAAUAGUGAAACAUGUUUUAUAAAAUAUAAUGGAAGUGUUGAAUAUUUAUAGUUGCUUCAUUGGAGUUGUUAAAGAGAGGUAGAAUAAAACAUAAAAACAAUAAUUUUGUAUUUUGACAAAUGGGUGACAAAUUAUGAAACAUAUGGUAUAUCAUGUCAUUUAAUGUCUACCUACUGAGCAUGUGAUUAUAUUGUGGAAUGAAGUAAUAUAUGUGUAUGUCUUCCUAGUACUAUCUAUAAUGGUUUUAUAGUUGUGACUCGCGGGAAGCUUGUGGUGGUGUUUUCUGUCUGUUUGUGCCUUAGUAGUGAUUCUUCCAUCAUGUUCUGGGGAGACUGUGAAUCAAGACUUUAUGCGACAUUGUUUGAAUUAAUUUUGAUGUUUAAGUAUGUUUAUUGGUUACUGAAGAUCAUAUCAAUUUUUAGGCAUACAUAAAAUGCUGUUGUAUCAGCUGUUUGUAUGUGCUGUUUUUACGUCACAUUUAUUUAUGUGGCUGAUGGGUUCUACAGCUUCCUGUGCAGCACAAAUAAUAUUACAGUUUCGAGUUUAUUGUGAUGCUACAACUAUUUUGAAUACAUAUCACAAUGUGGUGCAGAGCAGGAAGAAGUUUCUCUUUUAUAGUAAAUGAUGAUAUUGUAAUUUAUGCUGCUUGUAUCCCAUGUUGUGGCCCACAAAUGCCAAAUGUCACCAAAGUAGGAAAACUGAGGCUGCAUUCUUUGUGCCUGAUCACAGUUUAUGCAUGCUGUUGCACAUGAGAGCUUAUUUAAUGACUUUUCAGUUGAACUGUCUUAAUAAGCUGUAUUGUAAUACUAAGCCCAAGAAAAUGGGAAAAUUCAGGAAGUAGAGCAAUCAGCACUUGAAAUGAAAUUGUUACAUCAUUUUGUUUAUUUAAUUAAGUUUUUAUUGUGAUAUUUAUUUAGUCAAGUCAGAAACUCUAUGCCAGCUCUUAAUACCCCUGGUAUGCUAUCCCACCAUUUACACUUUGCUCUAAGUGUAUUGUCACAUUUUAACCCUCCCCCAUUCAUCUGUAAUCUCUCUCUCUCUCUCUCUCUCUCUCUCUCUCUCUCUCUCUCUCUCUGUGUGUGUGUGUGUGUGUGUGUGUGUGUGUGUGUGUGUGUGUGUGUGUGUGUGUGUGUGGAAGGAAGGAAGGAAGGAAGGAAGGAAGGGUGGGAGUUAUUUAUUUGUAUAUGUGUGCAUGUGGGAAGUGAGGGAUAGGUGCACAGGGCAGUCAUCAUUUACUCAUUACUUCCACUAACUGUGUAGAGCUAUGUAUUAUGUAUAGGACCUCACUCACUUUUUUAUGUAAGAGUAUGCUGUGUGAUACUCUUGAUACUUCUCAUUAUAUCACUAAUGCCUCUCACAAAUUUGAGAAACUGCCUAUUGUUUCUCUUACAUGUAUAUGAGCAUUGUUCCACAUUUUAUUUAUUUUUCUUUCUUUCUUCCCUCCCCCCCCCCCCCUUACCCUUGCAGUGUAUUAAAAUUGUUGUAUAUAUUUCUGUACUUGAAAAAUGUUGAAAAAUUUUCAGUUUUUAAUAUAGCAUUAUAGGAUGUAACUGCUUCUAUAACUAUUUUCCAUAGAGGCAAACUCUAAGAAAACGGGAACAGUAAAAACAAUAGAUCUUGGAAAACCUUUUCAAUAAUGUUAUUCUCAAUUUCUCUUUUCUUGCCUUUUUUGUUUGUUUUUGGUCUAUCAUUUUUAAAUAUCUUACAUUGUGUUUAAGUAUUAAAAAAUGUGGACUAUAUUUUAACUUUUUCAUAUUGUCACACUUUAGUAUGGCCACUGAAGCUGAGUAUUGGUGCUUAUUAUUGAUGUGUUUCCUAGUCAGUUACUGUCUUGAAAUUGAAUUAUGUGCUUUACUUUAGGUUUUUUUUUUUUUUGUACCAUUGUGUUUGCAACUUAUUAGAUCUCUCCAUAUAGACAUUCUGUUGUAUAUGUUACUGGAUAAAUCCAUAUGUCAAUCUCAAUCAUAUGGCUGCAAACAGGAAAUAUAUCUCGUGUUUUAUGCAUGAUGUUUUGAGUAUAGAUUAGAAGUCUGCUCCGCAUCAUUGAGUUCAUCUUUGUUCUAGGUUAUCAUCUACAAAUAAUAUAGUAAUUGCACAGAAUAUGGUUUAUGAUUGCAGUAAUUUUUAUCAGAGAUAUGAAUUUUACUGAAAGGGGAAGUAGUCUGAUCAUCCUGAAACACAACUUUUAACUAUAAAUAAUACUACCAGUAAUUUUAUUUUGACAUUCCUGUGAUCACCUCUCCUUGACACCUGACUUGAUAGUCAUUAAUAUCUUCUCACUAAAAUUAUUCAUUUCACAUUCCAUGAUACUGCUGCUAUUACACUUAAAAUGAUUUGGCUUCACUAAAUACAAGAGUCUUUCAAGCUCCUAUUAGACAAGUCUCUUAUUAUCCAGUUCUGUUUUCUUCAAUAUUGAAUCUUUCAUUGUAACUACUAUUUCACAGUCAUGGUAUAUAACUGAUUACAUCUUGUUCCACUUUCUGUCUGAGACACCAGAAAGGAAGUUUCAUUUAUUUGAUUUGAGGAUGUUAAUGACACAAUAGUCCAGAACUAUCGAGAAGUAACUGUACCAUAUUAGGCAAUAUAAGCUGGUUCCAAAAUUCCCAUGUGACCAUGUUUAGUGAGUAAUUCCCACUCUUCAUUUUAAAUUUUAUGUUUAUUGGUUUCAAAUGCUCAUAUUAUCUCUUAUUGACUUACAUUUUAUAGAAAAGUGUUUCUUCCCUUAGUGUUAUAUUCUAUUGUUGACAAAUUUGCACACAUGUUCAACACAUUAUACAUCAUCCUAUAGUUACUUAUUGUAAGCACGGAAUUUGCCUAAUUAUAGUGAGAUUUCUUCUUAUUCAUGAACCCAACAUUUCUUGUCACUGCCCAUCAUCCACAAAGUGAUAACCAAAUUGUUCCAGUAAUGUUGUGAUCUUUAGUGGCUAAAUCUCUCUCUCUCUCUCUCUCUCUCUCAAAACGUCGACAUACUGGGUGGGCUCUGUAAUCACUAUGUUUCUGCUUCAACAUUUUUAAUUACUUAGAUUUCUUUCAGUAUUCGUGUACUUCAUAUUUUUCACCAGUAUGUAAUGAAUGACUCGUCCUUCUCUUCUUCUCUUCAGUUUGGUUCCAGUUUCUCUAGCAUUCUGACCACAUACCUAUGUGCUUAUAGCAUUCUUGGAACAAUAACAAAAUCUAUGUUUUUUGGUGGUGGAUUUGAGGCUGUGAAAGCAAAGGUGGCACAAUCCCACAGCAUAUUGGUAUUGAGAGUACAAUGUUGCUCAUAAGGAAGUUAAAUAAUUUUUAAGUGUGUGAUAAUUUAAAGAUUUAUAUAAUUUCACUAUAUUUUGCAGUUUGAACAUUACUUUUGUCCAACACUUUUCAGUUUUAAAUGUGAUAUACAUUAAAAAAUCUGACCUAUUUCGUAAUUGUAACAUGCUGGCUUCAGUCAAUCUGAUGAGGUGACCACAUUACUGUUGAGAUCAGACACGUGUGUGUGUCCAGUCUUCUCAAUAUCCGUUUUUCUUGUGCCGCCAUUUUUAAAAUUUAUUCUGAAGACAGCAAUAUGUAAUAACAAAUAAAAAAAAACAAAAACACAUUUUAGAUUUUAGAAAUACAGAAAAACUUUCUUGUGAUAAAGUAAUUGGAUGUCAUUUUUAAAUCUCAGGGUAUUGUUGUUUGGAAUAUCAGUAAUGCAAUAUGUGGUAGGUUUAAUACAAUUUACAAUGUAGCUAUAUUGAGGAAAAUGGAAGUGAGUUAUUCUCUUCUCUAUCAUCACCUCUAAACAACAAUAUAAAUUUCAAUGGAGACCUGUAAACAGUUUUAAAUCUGUGAUGGAACUGAUGUUGACCUCACAGUGUUAUGCACCAUUUACUCUUUAUUCUUAGAAAAUAUGAAAAAUGUAGCACAAUGUAAAAAAUUUUUCCCUUGUCAAAACAUGUAAUGGGAGAACUGAUAAGUAACAAUUGAAGCGGUUGGCGUGCACUCUGCUAGUGUGUGUUAGAAGCCAAAACUGCUAUUUGCACCUGGUCUCACAAGAGUUCCAGGAGAAUGCAGAGCCAAGACACCAAAGGGUCUGCUUGGGGGGGGGGGGGGGGGGGGAUCCAGUUUAUGGCACUUUCCUAUGAUGGUAACCUCUUUUAGUCUUGACUGGCUAUGUUUUACGUAAUUGGAGAGAAAAUUCAUUUGAGUAAUCUAAAAUUACAUGGAGAGUGAGUGGCUGGUCAGAACUUAUCUUCAGGAGGUAAAAUUCCAUUAGUGCUGAUAUACACAAUAAAAGUAGGAAAAAUUCUGUUUCUAGAUUUCAGAACUAUUAGUUCAUUUGAUAGGGAAGAAAGAAGCAUAAGUUUCGAAGGUUGGGAAGGAAGACAGGUCAGGCAGACAUCAAGAGUUUUUCUUUCUCCAGGUCACUUCAGUUUAAGUGACAAACCUGAGAAUUACAGAUGUUAUACAGAAAGUAAUAUAUGAGAACCAUAUUAACUGAAAUCUGUAUGUUAAACAACAUGCAGUGCCAAUAUUCAGAAACAUCAGUCGUAUAAAAUCAGCACUUCUCAAAUCAUCUUCAAAUUUCAAUGCCAUAACCUGCUAAAAGAGGAUAUGAGACAUGUACAAGCGGCACAAACUGUAUAUGUAACCAUAUGUGUGUCAUGCCAACAUACAUAUUCAUAUUGGAAACAAAAUAUUACAAUGUAAUAAUUACAAAGUGCACAAGAACUACUACUCCGAUAGCAUACAAAGUUAUCAACAAGUAAAAAUAGCUGGGGAAAGGGGAAGAGGAGAGGAACAGGAUACAGAAAAUAUUUAUUUUAUUUAACAGGGUUAAAAAGGGUCUGGCACUUUGUGUGUCCAAUAAAGUCAUUUUCUGUAAUAUUGAGAAAUUGCAAAUUAAGAGAUAGAGCACCUGAGAAAAGAUGUGUGCAAAGUCAAGAAAUUGUCAAGAUGGUAUCCUAUAAUAUGUUAUCUAUAUUAGUGACUUUCAUGCCAUAAAAAUGUGUAAAUAAAUGUUUUCACUGCUUCCAUUUUACACUGUUAUCGUUUUAUUAGCUGGCUUUUCUUAUUUCUUUAUUUAGUGCAAAUGUGCCACCACCUCUCUCAUUACUUAUUUCUUGAACCAUUCCAUCCAAUAUUUGAAAGUACUAUUUUUUAAAUUAGUUUUGUGAAAACAUUUCAUGUUUCAUUGAAAAGAAGGUAUUACUGCACCUAAGAUCUUUGAGUGUCUCCUGUGUAACAUUUGUGUUAUCAUUAACUUGUAUUAGUCCAUAUAAAUAACAGGUGUACAAGAUGUGAUCCCUCAAUCUUUAAUACACAGAAAGUAAUUCUUUGAUGAAUUUCCACAGAAAAUAUAUAGGAGUAUGUGUUAUUAAUUUUAAACAGCAGGCCCGUAUCAAUUACGUAUCUUUCACUGAUCUACCACAUUCCAGAAGUUGUUAUUUCAUUCUAUAAAGGUAUCACAGUUUUUCUCAAGAGAGAUCUUCAUUUUUCGUUUCCUUAGGUACUAGCAUAUCACAGUUACUAGUACUUAGCAUAACUCUGGCACCAUUUUCAUCAAUAUUCUAACCAAUUACUGCCCAUGUCAUAGUCCUAAAUAUAACAUUCUGAGCAGGAAUAGUGUUCAGUGUUGUCUUCCAGUUCAAAGUCAAUAAAAUAAUGACAAUAAUACUUUCCCCUAAUACUAUUUAUUUGCAGUAAUUACAUUAUUGCUAAGAAAGUAAAAUACUUACAAAAUAUUCAUCAUAAGAGUCUCAAACCGAGACUGUUAUAAUAAAUAUUUUAAAAAUUUGAACAGUUGCCGAAUCUCUCAUGACAGUAUGCCACCUGUAUUAAAAUAAAAUACAAUUUCCCACACAGUAGUUUCUGUAACACAGGGAUCCAGCUCCAUAAUCAUUUUUACUAGUAAUGUAUUAUUCAAGAAUAUACACCAAAAUCACACUCAAGUGUGAAAUGACUUGGGGAAGUAUGAGAUGUUGGAAAAUUAAAGCUGAGUAAUAUGAUUAUUGAGCAGGAAAGUGUUUCAGUUCCUGCCUCUGUCUCACCACCAGUAUGAAUGACUAUGGCACUGCUGCAUGUUUAGAAAUAUGUUGUCAAGUGACUGUUUUCAUUACAUGUAAUUCAACCAAAUUGUGGGUUAGACCACUGUAUCUUUCAUAGUCUCAUUCUUCCAUCCCUUUUUCAAAAACCCUUUACUUGCUUCAAUGCACCAUCUGAAUGUGGCUAACCAUUGGUAGUCUGUAUUUAACAAUUUUUGUGCUUGUGUUGGUAGUUCAGCUUUUCAGUUUUAUGCCCUUUUUUUAGAAGCUAUUGCUUUACUUGUUCCUUUAGUACAGUUCAUCUGUGCUGUUGAGAAAUUAUUUUAGUAAGCAAAAUGCUAUUCGUCAAUUCUAGUUCAUUGUACCUUGUUACCUUAGGAAUGAAUUAUCAUCCAAUAAGAAGAAGACUAGUAGUAACUCUCAAAACUGCUUGUCUAGCUUGCAGCAGCAGUGUGUGUGUGUGUGUGUGUGUGUGUGUGUGUGUGUGUGUGUGUGUGUGUGUGUGUGUGUGUGUGUUAUCAUGUGAGCUGUCAGUGGAGGUGUUCCUAUUUUCUGAAAGUCAUCAAUGCAACACAUUACUGCCAUGUUAGGCAUUAACUGCAGUCACUUUGCUAAAGACAUGAAACUGUAAUUUAAUAAAUAUUUACUAGUACCAUGCAAAAUUGUGUAAUUUUUCCAAGAGUGGAUUAUCAGUGCAGUACCAGAUUAAUAACCAGGGUUAGGAAUUAUAGGUGCAAAUUUCAGUUGGGAAAAGGUGUCAAACUAGGUAAUAAAAAGAGACAAAAAUGUGGUGAUUUACUUAACUAAUUCAAGAAAUUCUCUUUCUUCUUUUGUACUUUAUUGAGUUACAAUCAAAUACAUUAAAUCAUGACUCUUCAGAACCAUGAAAAAACGUGGACCUAUUGUACUAUGAGUCAUUAAGCAUCUCUUAAUUUUUAAAAACAAUUCUGUUUCUAUUGGGAGAUAGAAUGCUGUUGUAGAUGCCAAAGCUUUAUUUGAAAUCCACAGAAAUCAGUGGAUCAAACUUUGUAUUCACUCAGAAUGGUAACUCUACAGAUGUCAGAUUCCUCAAUAUGAAAAUUCUUCUGAAUACUAAGACUCAACUUUGUUUUUGGCAAAUCAUCUAACUGCUCCCUCAUGGCCAGCUGUUGUGGCCGAUUGGUUCUAGGCGCUUCAGUCUGGAACCUGCUACGGUCGCAGGUUUGAAUCCUGCCUCGGGCAUGGGUGUGUGUGACGUCCUUAGGUUAGUUAGGUUGAAGUAGUUCUAAGUUCUAGAGGACUGAUGACCUGAGAUGUUAAGUCUCAUAGUGCUCAGGGCCAUUAUUUUUGCUCCCUCAUGGACAUAAAAGUAUCUCAUUGUUUUUCCUUUUCAAGACCUUGGUCUUCUAAUUAUUUAAUAGCUGCAGUCAAGUACUUGUAACUGUGGAGAUAAAAUAGUUUCGUCUGCAAAUUAUGUAUUUUCCCAAGUAUCAGAAGCUGCUGUGCCUUGGAAAUUGCACCUGUGUUGGCUGGGUUCAGAGAAAACAUCAACCCUUUAAUCUUGUCAAAAUUCUCACACAACACAGCAGCACAUUCAAUCAAAGAUCCUCGGUGAGUAAUGACCAGGAAGUUUGGAAAGAGCAGGCCAGUGAUUUCCCUGUAGGCAGCAACACAACACGAGCUUUCAGUAGACUCUUCUUCAGGGCAAAGAUGAAUCGGUCUACACAAUUCCUAUGAAAGGCAUGUACCAAACAUGUUACGUGCUUCAAUGUAGUGAAUAAAGGUUUCAAUUGGUUAGCAGCUGAAACUACGUACGGAGCCUGCUCUGUAACCAACAGAAGAAAUUUUUCAAACUCGAUGCCAUUAGGCCAUAGUUUUUGACAGAAGUCCAUGAUGGUUGAUCGCAUUACUGUACCAGAAUUGGCUUCCUGUGGCUCAUACAUUUUUAACAUCAUUGGCUUAACUCUCCUACUAAGGGGAAAAUUAAAAUGUUCUAAACUUAUUGUUCUGUUGAGUCUAUGAUUUUAUCCAGAAUGAUUCAUCCAUUGCAGUCAGAUACUUUCUCCUUGAUUCUGUGUGCGAUUUGUUGGAAGCAAGCUGCAUGUAGUUUUUUGUAAAAUACUCUCAACGGACGUAGACAUCUUCAGUUUUUUUUUAAGAAAUUGCUUGAAGGUUGGAUGGUUCAUCUUACUGGGUGGAAUUCCUGCUUGUGCAAGAGCUGCACACAAAUCAGUUCUGAAUUCCUUCAAUUUUUGGAGUGCUAAGAAACACUGUUUAAAUGCAUUUUAUAAUACAGGUUGCCAUGGAUUUGUUUGAAGAGUCUUGUUCUUUCUGAUGCUUAGAGCAGGAAAUGUGUUGUUUGAUGCAAUCUCACUCUUGUUUUACAUCUGACAAAAUUACUGAGUCGCAAAUAGUACAUGUGUAACAGUUCUAUCAGUUUCUAUUGAAUCAUAUUUGAAUUCCUGAACCAGAACAAAAAAUUGGGCACUGAACACCUUCAGUGUCAUAAAAUGUAAUAAUAUGCUCAUUUAGUAACAAACCUACAUUUGCAAACAGCAGGCUAUCAGUACGGAUUCUGAUGAAAUUAAAAGGAUGGAAUGAAAUACAUUCAUUGUUAUUUGCAUUGUUGCACACUUUUGUAGUGGUAAAGUGAGAGAAGAGGAUUUGUCUUGUGCACAAUUAUUUUCAAUUGUUGCAGCUGUGCUUUCAGCUGCAUAUUUUCUGAAAGAAAGAGCCUUACUAUUCUCAUCUUCAUUGCUGGCUGAGUAGACGUGAAUUGAAAGUUAGAUAUUUUAUAUUGAUCUAAAACCAAUUACAAAUUGAAUAAAAUGUGCAAGUCGUUUUUUUAUAAGUAAUAAAAUGCUCUCGAGAUAAGUACUGAAAAUCUGCAGUAAAAGAAAAGGGGGAAAGGGAUUAUGGGCAUGGUUAGACGGCGAAAGGGGCAUGAAAAAAUGUGCAUUUUUGCGACUAGAGGCUAAAUUUCACACUGUGGUAUCUUUCCAAAGAGCUUUAAUUUACCCUAAGAAAAGAGGUGCACACCUAAAAAUCCUAACCCUGCUGAUAACAUUCCAGUCACCACGAGGCAGCUGCAUUUGUGUUUUAAAAUAAAUGAUGCAGUAUAACCUCAUAUUCAAUAGUGAUAUUUUUUUCUAUUCUAACUGUUUAUGGAUGGCAAAAUUCUUGUGGCUCAGACUUACUGUGAGUUGAGAUAAAUACAUUCAUUCUUGAUCUUGUCAUCAUCAAUCCUAAAUUAACAACUACUUUUUAAUGCAAAAAAAAUUCAUUUCAUUUGGUGUUCAGUAGAAGAGUUCUGCCUGGCAGCUCAGAACAAAAUUAAGUUGAAUAUACAGUUUGUUGCAUAUUGUGAGGAUUCACUUGAAGACUGCAUUGUGAGAACAAACAGGUCUUUUCUUUUCUCCUCAUUCUCAGGUUGAAAGUUUUAAAAGUGUUUUCUAAAUUUUGUAUCUUGCUUGAUAAAUAUCCCUCAUAGGUGGCGUAAAGACUGAUGAUGUAAAUUUUUGUGGUCUAUAAAUUUGUAGAUGCACAAAAUUAUAUUUUACAGUAGUAUUUGUAACUUUGAAAUUUAAAACUAUAUAUCCAUCACAUACAACAGAAUGUCAGAAUUAUUUUAAAUUGUCCUUGUGAAAUUAUUAUGAUUGCUUCAAUGGACAGGUUUGUAGCAGGUGCAUUUCACAAGCCAGUAGAGUGCACUACUAUCAUUCAAAGAGUUACAUUGUGCGUGAUCUUGAUAUUGGUUUCAUUUCUGAGUGUUGUGCACAUUGUGAAUAGGCUGCAAAUAAACUAAUAAUAAUAAUAAAGAAGAAGAAGAAGAAGAAGAAGAAGACUAGAUGUUUGAAAGGGCAGGGUGCAAGAAAGGUGCCAUUAAUGUUAAGAAAAGCUGCUGUUGAAGACUGCCUUCCAAGGAGCUAAACAUAGAUAACUUAUAUCCAUGUAAUUUAUUUAUUUAUCUGUGGAUUGUGAAGUAUAAAUUUUUUGCUCAGUGUGACACAAAUUGAAGUAAAAUAAUUGCUUUUUAUGUUUAUUCUCUUAAUCUGACUGAUGUAUUCAAGUACUGUAAUUCCUUAGUUAAAAUUUUUGUUAAUGCCAGUGUUUUAAUAUGUGUAUUCCAAUAUAUGGAUGCAUGGGCAUGUGAAUACUGUUGAUAAUGAUAUUUUGUGCCAAUAAUUACUUUUUUCUAAGUUAACAGCCUGUGUGUUCUUCCAGCUGCUUGCUUGUAAUGAAUGGUGAAGCACACAGUAAUUGUAUUUGUGUGUUUUAGGAAGUCUAAAGAAGUAUUUGUCAAAGUAUUAAACUACUUCAUCAAAGUUAAAAGAACUGGUUUAGUGCUAAUUUAUUGAAUGCCAUAAUUUGCCACUUUGAGCAGUUUUGAUUGACUCUGUUUGCAUUGCUCAGGCAGAAAAUUAAGAUAUUACUCACCUCUCUCUUCUGUAAAUAUGAUAAGACAGAAUAAUGUACAAUUAUUUAAUCAGAUUUAAAUGCAGCUAAGAUACGACCACAGUCAUAGACUUUGGAGUGCUCUUAAAUUGUUCAUUCUGUCGAAUGUUAUGUUCUCCAGAAGUAUGGUUGUAUUUAGGGGUAUUUUUAAAGGAACUAUUUGCUUUCUCUUUAAUUCAAAAUUAAUAGAAGGUAAUAAAAUGAUUGAGAUGAGGAAGCAUGUAUAAAAUAAAACUUGUCUACUUUGUACAACGUAAAAUGUAAGUUACCUGUUAUCACAAUGAAAAGACUAAACCUCCUGCUCCAAAACAUUCUGACCAGUUCAGUAGAUACAUACUUGAAGAAGUAUUACAUGAAAUAUGAAAAUGAAUUUUAUUUACUGCUAUUUGUCCAAAGCAUGUAUUUUAAUGUGUAUUUGAAAUACAUUGUAUGUUGAAGAGAAAAAUAUAUCUUGAAAAUAUUAUGUAAUUAUAUUUAAGACUGUGAACCUUGACCAAUGCUGAAUAGCUGACAUAUACUGCUGUCAUGCAAUGUAGUCUUGGGAUGAUCAUUUUCUGAAGUAAUGUCUGAUUGUAGCUUUCUUGUGUGAAGUUACUGAACAUCCAGUUUUUCAUCUGUAUCUGAUCGUUUUACACUUGGAAAUAACAAACCUUUUGAUCAGACUAAAAGUUAUUCACCA
Messenger RNA from Schistocerca gregaria, 13051 nucleotides. It is a transcript of the gene Mvb12, whose product is annotated as multivesicular body subunit 12A. The record is from RefSeq and is a predicted model, not a curated record. The transcript has 8 exons. Gene Ontology annotation, cellular component: ESCRT I complex; cytosol. Lineage: Eukaryota; Metazoa; Arthropoda; Insecta; Orthoptera; Acrididae. Gene Ontology annotation, biological process: regulation of epidermal growth factor receptor signaling pathway; virus maturation; endosome to lysosome transport via multivesicular body sorting pathway. The coding region runs from base 585 to 1490 and encodes 301 amino acids.